GCCCACAUGAGCGUGUGCGAAAAGCAAGAGCAAGAAGAAGAAGAAGAAGCAGAUGCUGACUUCCGGUUUCCUCAAGCGGUGACGAGCGCAUCGAGUAAGUUGCUGUGACCGAGGCGGACAUCAGAAAUCGGCGAGUGGGAACCUUUCAGCAUACAGGAAAAGUGUCGGAGCAUUGAUCUUGUCAGCUGACCUUCUGACGCUCAGUCGAGCGUCUGCCACCACCCACACUUGACCGGCGGAAGCGUGUGCGCACGCAGCAUCACACGUCAUCAUGGUGCUCGCCGAUCUGGGCCGCAAAAUCACGUCGGCGCUGAGGUCCCUCAGCAACGCCACCAUCAUCAAUGAAGAGGUCCUCAACUCCAUGUUGAAGGAGGUGUGCGCCGCCCUCCUCGAAGCCGACGUCAACAUCAAGCUGGUCAAGCAGCUCCGAGAGAAUGUUAAGGCUGCCAUCGACCUGGAGGAGAUGGCGUCGGGUCUGAACAAGAGGAGGAUGAUCCAGCACGCCGUCUUCAAGGAGCUGGUCAAGCUGGUUGACCCCGGCGUGAAGGCGUGGACGCCCGUCAAAGGCAAGAACAACGUCAUCAUGUUUGUCGGCCUGCAGGGCAGCGGCAAAACCACGACCUGCUCAAAGCUGGCGUACUACUACCAAAGAAAAGGCUGGAAGACGUGCCUCAUCUGCGCCGACACCUUCCGCGCCGGCGCCUUCGAUCAGCUCAAACAAAACGCCACCAAGGCCAGGAUCCCCUUCUACGGGAGUUACACAGAAAUGGACCCGGUGGUGAUCGCAGCAGAAGGCGUGGAGAAGUUCAAAGGCGAGAACUUUGAGAUCAUCAUCGUGGACACCAGCGGACGCCACAAACAGGAGGACACGCUCUUUGAGGAGAUGCUGCAGGUCUCCAACGCCGUGCAACCCGACAACGUCGUCUACGUGAUGGACGCCUCCAUCGGUCAGGCCUGCGAGUCUCAGGCCAAAGCCUUCAAGGACAAAGUGGACGUGGCCUCGGUCAUCGUCACCAAGCUGGAUGGACACGCCAAAGGGGGCGGAGCUCUGAGCGCCGUGGCGGCCACCCGCAGUCCCAUCGUCUUCAUCGGAACCGGCGAGCACAUCGACGACUUCGAACCCUUCAAGACGCAGCCGUUUGUCAGCAAACUGCUCGGCAUGGGCGACAUCGAGGGCCUGAUCGACCGAGUCAACGAGCUGAAACUGGACGACAACGAGGAGCUGAUUGACAAACUCAAACACGGCCAGUUCACCCUCAGAGACAUGUACGAGCAGUUCCAGAACAUCAUGAAGAUGGGACCCUUCGGACAGAUCAUGGGAAUGAUUCCAGGCUUCGGAACCGACUUCAUGAGCAAGGGGAACGAGCAGGAAUCCAUGGCCAGACUCAAGAAACUCAUGACCAUCAUGGACAGCAUGAACGACCAAGAGUUGGACAGCAAAGACGGCGCCAAGCUGUUCAGCAAGCAGACCAACCGCAUCCAGCGCGUCGCUCGCGGGGCGGGCGUGGCCACCCGGGACGUCCAAGAGCUUCUGACCCAGUACACAAAGUUCGCCCAGAUGGUCAAGAAGAUGGGCGGCAUCAAAGGCCUGUUCAAAGGAGGAGACAUGUCCAAGAAUGUCAACCCGUCGCAGAUGGCCAAACUCAACCAGCAGAUGGCCAAGAUGAUGGACCCGCGAGUGCUUCACCACAUGGGCGGCAUGCAAGGCCUGCAGUCGAUGAUGCGCCAGUUCCAGCAGGGGGCGGCGGGAAACAUGAAAGGCAUGAUGGGAUUCAACAACAUGUGAGCGACGGCGAGCCGCAGCGGCUUCCUCCGAGGGCGGCAGCGGCGCGCUUUUGUCUUUCUUUUUCUUUCUUGAUGAAGACGAUUGGACGAUCGAGCUAAAGUUUUCGUUUUUAAUCAGAAUCGCAGCCGACGUGUGCUGGGUGACGUCGUCACUCAGGAAACUUUUCUGAAUUAAAUAUAAACUUCAUAUUCUAAUUCUGGUUUGUAUGGAAUUACUCUGUCGCUGCAUUUAAUUUAUCAUGCCAUCAUUUCCUCACCCGUUCCAAAGAAACAAGAAAAAUAAAACACUGCAUAACAGCAGAGUUCAUCUUU
Messenger RNA from Syngnathoides biaculeatus (alligator pipefish), 2097 nucleotides. It is a transcript of the gene srp54, whose product is annotated as signal recognition particle 54. NCBI's taxonomy places the organism in Eukaryota, Metazoa, Chordata, Actinopteri, Syngnathiformes, Syngnathidae. The record is from RefSeq and is a predicted model, not a curated record. The transcript has 17 exons. Bases 272 to 1786 code for a protein of 504 amino acids. Gene Ontology annotation, cellular component: signal recognition particle, endoplasmic reticulum targeting; cytosol. Gene Ontology annotation, molecular function: 7S RNA binding; endoplasmic reticulum signal sequence receptor activity; ATP hydrolysis activity. Gene Ontology annotation, biological process: SRP-dependent cotranslational protein targeting to membrane, translocation; SRP-dependent cotranslational protein targeting to membrane.